GGUCUUUACUUAAGCGUUUCCUCCUGCUGCCUGGGACUGAUGAUGUGAGGCGGAGCUAAGGUCGCAACGAUUUUCCCAGCAACGUGUGUGUGUGUGUGUGUGUGUUUUGUGAAAAGCACGUUGCUUUGGGGUAUCUUUCAUGUAGAGCGUCUCGGUAUAGCAGCUUAACACGUAGGAUAUAUUGCACAGGUUUUGUCUCUUGCCAGCAGAAACCAGGGACAUGGACUAGGGGAAGAACUAUGCCUCCCCGAGGGCACAAAAUUCUGGCUUUUAAUUGUGCAGACAGCUCACAAUUAAAGUGUUUGUUAGAUGUUUAAAAUGCGUGUCAACACCGCGGUGGCAUUUAUUUCCGGCCUGUUGUCUCCGCUGCUGCUGGAAUGCACCAUAACAUGUCAGAGGGGAAAUAAAAAUGAUUAUGUUGAGGGACACUGCCCUGUGAAAGUGACCUCAGUCCUGUCCAAGGAACUUAGGGGAACUUACUCUGAAUGUGUCACUGUCCGUGUUGGGAUAAAGGCUGAUGACUUCUGUAAGGACCCAGAGAUUGAAAUUCUCUCCACAAGUAGAGAGAUAAUUAGGCCUAUGAAAAAAAGGAAAUGCAAACAAAAGUGUGACAAUGAAAGAAACCGAUGCGAAAUAAGAGUGAAGUGUAUAAAGGGUGUCCCACGCAAUACCAGUUUUGAUGUGUGGGAGCUGGUGCAUGGUUGUGUCAACGCUGGAGCAGAUAGUGUUGUUACUGUUUCCUACAUUACCAAAUCAACAAGCUGCAACGUCAGUUAUACAGUACCAGAUCCCAUACCAGACUUUGACGUGUCUGUGAAUCAGUCGUCUAAAUCAAUCACUGUCACCGUGGAGCCCGGAGAGAAAGUCAACGCCAGAUGGUGUUACCAAGAAAAUGCAGUGGACUGCCGCAACUGGGCAGAUUCUCCCAAAAUUAUUGAUCCAUCUCAGUCUCGAUCAGCAGUUCUUAACAUCCCUUACCUGCUGCCGUGUGUGUGCGUGCAGGUAUAUUAUAACCAUGAAGAUGCCAGUCGACAUAAAAAGUGCCCAUUUCAAAAUAAAAGCCUUGCAGAUGUCAGAGAUGUUUGGCGCUCCUCCAGUGUCACACUUUAUGGCUCAAAGUUCUCUUUGCAUCCAGUGUGUCCUGCCAAUGACCUGAAGAUCUCUGCCUCCCUCUGCUGGAGGCAACACGAACUCCUCUGCACACCUGUGCUCAACUCUACACUGGAAGGUGGACCAAACUUGAUAUUUAACAUAUCUGAACUGGACACACACCCUCAGAUGUGUGUGCAGUUUUCUCUACAAGACAGCCAUAAUAUAUCUUGUCCCUUCCAGGCUGAUAUGUCAUCAUGGGAGGUGCAUGUUGGACCGGGCAGGAAGAGCAUGUUUUUGUAUCUCACCUCUUCUGUUCGAGCAAAGUUCUCCGCUCAACUUUGUCUCCUCAAUGAGAGGGAAUGUACACCUGUGGGCCAGGUCCACUCAGUAACAAUGGACAGUAAUACUAUAUCAAGGAUAAAUGUACCUCUUCACUUUCUUGCUGAGAAGCCGUGUGUGCAGGUGUGGCAGUCAGAUCCUGCUCUUCGUGGCAGAAGAAUUCUGUGCCCAGACUACACGCACAACAGAUGUGGCAUGUAUGCUGUGGCAUCUUUGAUAUUUGUGGUCAUUGUUUUGUUACUUGGAAUUUUCAUCCAUCGUCUCACCAAGAGUGGAGCUGCAGGUUGGCUCUGUAUCGAGAAGCCAGUAUUGCUGGUGUGCUCAUCAGAGGAGUCAGCCCAUGUCUCUGCUGUGUGUGCAUUAGCCUCAGUCCUCCAGGGGGAGCUGAGUGCCACAGUGCACAUGGCUUUGUGGGCCCAAAGCUCUCAAACAAAGGCUAGGACUGGAGUGGCAGACCUGGGUCCACUUCCCUGGCUGUACGGGCAGUGGGAAUCCGUGCGCAAGGCACAAGGAAAAGUAGUGAUAAUUUGGAGUGCUGAAGCCAAGAAGACCUAUGAGAAGUGGUGGGAAGAGAGGGCAAAUGUGGAUAAGAAUGUGAGAAAAAAGGAAGAUUGCAGUAAAGCAGAGAUGAGACAUGAAGAAAUAAGAGUAGAGAUGGCAGAGGAUCUGAAACUAAAUGGAAGAAGCCCAGGAAAUGGCAAAAAAGGGAAAAAAUAUUGUGUUGAAUUAUGUCAUGAUGAAGAGUGGUACCCCUCCAAUGAGCCUUCUGCAGUGAUAGCACCAGUGUUUACAGCUGCUCUGGCCUGCUUAGAGGGGGCGCUGCAGGGUUGCAAAGGUCAGGGAGUGGUCCUUGUUUACUUCCAGGGCCUUUGCCACAGCAGGGACAUCCCAAAGUCCUUCAGAGGUGUCCCUCGGUACUGCUUACCGCAGGAUUUCAGGGGUUUAAUACAGGAGCUGGGAGGGAUGAGAAGACAGACAAAGACUGGUAAAUUCAUGUGGCACUGCUGCCCCAGACUCCUGUCUAAAGUACUGUCAGUAUGGCUGGGACGGCAACUAGCCCAGAGACUAAAAACACUGCUGCCUCAGACAUGAGGACAGAGAAUGCAGAGAAUGCCCAGUGUCACAUCACCACUGAAAAUGAUGUCAGAUGAGACCCAGAGCAGGCUCAAGUUGCCACUGGCAGUCAAUAUGGCAAGGCCAGGAACUGUACAAGAGCAUGAGCCUCUCCACGGGUCACUAUGGAGAGCAGAGACACUUCAACCUUGGGUUUCAUGUGUCUGAUGGAGACAGACUUUUGUUCUGCUGGAAACACUAUACGUACAUAAGACACGGGAGCUGGUCUUCCAUUGUGACCACAUUGGAGCCAAUUACUCUGUGAGAAUUGUUCAUUACUUGGUGCCUUCGUGUCAGAAAAUGCCACCACUUGUUUUGCAUAUUAAGAAGAAAAAUAGUCUGUCCUGUCGCCUGCAUUUAGUCGUUAACAGAUUCUCUUUAUGGUGCUUUCGUGACUAAAGCCAUAGUCAACACCUGUUUUAUCUCUUCAAGGCUAACCGCUAUGAAAAACUGGUUGCAAAUGCAUUUAGUGUUGCGUGUACAGGUGACGCUGUUAACAGGGACGUACAAAUUUGCAUAGGAUUUUCUAAACAGAGACUUUGUGCCAAAGCUGCCCACAUGAUUUCCAGUCUUGGUGUGCAAAAGGUGAAGAAACUUGUGUGCUUGACUAUUUGGCAGUUAAUUCACGUGGACAUGUGUUUUACAUAGAGUGUGUGUGUGUGUGUGUGUGUGUGUGUGUGUGUGUGUGUAUAUAUAUAUAUAAUUAAAUAUUUGCACACAUACUACCUCCUAAAAAGAAAGUAGCCUAUUAAUCAGUCAAUGUCUUGUUGUUUUCCCCCCUCAGGCAUACUGCACAUUUUUUCAGCCCCUUGAAGAAAUAUUUGUUCAAUGUCUUAACUCAACUUACUCCAUAGUUUUAUCCUGCUUCAAUGAACAAUGUUGAGAUAUAAGCCUAACACCGUUGGUGUUCUGCAAUUUUGUACAGAAAAUAAUAAAGGAAAUGCUUAAA
Micropterus dolomieu (smallmouth bass) is the source of this 3493-nucleotide messenger RNA. RefSeq names its product interleukin-17 receptor E (gene il17re). Gene Ontology annotation, molecular function: interleukin-17 receptor activity. The coding region runs from base 310 to 2523 and encodes 737 amino acids. The transcript is spliced from 17 exons. The record is from RefSeq and is a predicted model, not a curated record. NCBI's taxonomy places the organism in Eukaryota, Metazoa, Chordata, Actinopteri, Centrarchiformes, Centrarchidae.